Molecule: messenger RNA, 411 nt
Organism: Dibothriocephalus latus
Lineage: Eukaryota; Metazoa; Platyhelminthes; Cestoda; Diphyllobothriidea; Diphyllobothriidae
Source: the annotation of a GenBank genome assembly
AUGGAUCACUGCAGUGCCUCGUCAGUCGUGAGGAGGGACUUUCUUCUAAAGCCCUGCGUCUUCGGUGGCAGCCUGGAGGAGAUUAUGAAAAUACAGGGCUGCCGGUUUCCUUCCCUUCGCCUGCCCUGGAUCCAAAUAUUCCUCACUGAAGAACUCCUCAGGCUGAAUGGAGCAAAAGCACAGGGGAUAUUCCGUCUUUCCACAGACUUGGACACGUUCACAACUGUGCGCUUCCAGUUGGAGAAGCUGUUUGAAGUGUUUCGCAUGGUUCACGUGAUCCCCAAGGAUACCGGCGACCGGUCCUCAACUCUGUCCUCCCAGAGUUCGAAUGAGUCUCCAGCCGCCGGUGCCGGUGCCGCCGCCAUCGGCCAGUACACCAUUCUCCGACCACCUCCUGCGGGCUGGUCAAGA